AUGCAAAUAAGUGAGACCAAUAUUAAUUAUUCUGAAGAUGAACAACAAAACUAUUACCAAAAUCAAUACCCAAUAUCAAUAAAAACUCCAAUAAUUAAUAAUAAAAAUUAUAAUUCAUAUCAUUGUCAAACAUUAUAUUUAAAGAAAAAUAAAAAUGAAUUUGUUAAAGUUAUUAUAUCAAUCUCAAUACCAAAUGUAAUUCAAAUAUUUUUAAUUGAUAAUAUAAAUAACAACAUAGACAACAAAAAUUACAAUGAAAACAAAAUCAAUAAUAAUGACGAUAAUAAUAAUGAUGAUGAACCAAAAGUUAAAACAAUAAAGGUUAUUAAAACAAAAUAUACAAUAAGAGAUACAGUUGUUUUUAGUGAAAAAUCAAAUUCAUAUUUAUUAAUUUUAUUAUCAAAUAAUUCAAUAUGGUAUAUUAAUAUUUCAACAAUUAUAGAUUCAGUUAUUAAAGAUGAUGAUGAUGAUGAUACAAAUGAAAAUUUUAAUCCAGUUAUGAUACUAGAUGAUAGAAAUUUAUCAUGUUAUAUAGAUACUGUUGAUACAAUUAGAUAUGUAUUUUGUUUACAACCUUCAUCUUCAUCAUCACCAUCCAUAAAAUCAACAUUAGUAUUCCUUUUAAAUUGUAUUGAUGAUGAACAAUUUAUUGAAUGUAAAUCAAGUAUUAAAUCAAAGAUAUCAAUAUUAUUUCAAAAUAAAGAAGUUAUUUGUUUAAAUUAUAAAAACUCUUUAUUAAAUUCUUAUAAACCAUUAUUAUUAAAAUCAGAUAGUAAUAAUGAUAAUAAUAAUAAUAAUAACAUUAUUAAUUCAAAACUUAAAGUAUUUCAUAUUGAGUCAUUAGAAUUAAAUUCUCAAAUUACUUCAACAAAAUCAACGAUGAAUGAAAAUAAAAAAGUUAGAUUGACUAAUAAUGAUCCUUUAUUAACAACUGUACAACAACAUCAACAAACUUAUAAUUUAAUUUACCAAGAUCAAACAACCCUAUUAAAUAAUAAUACUCAUUCACUAUUUAAAUUUUAUACCAAUAAUAAUAAUAAUAAUAAUAAUAAUAAUAAUAAUAAUAAUAAUAAUAAUAAUAAUAAUAAUAAUAAUAAUAAUAAUAACAAAUCAAUAUAUUUUAUAUCGAUUUUAAAUUCAACACUAUCAAUAUUAAAUAUAUCGAAUAAUAACAAUAAUAGUAAUAAUAAUAACUAUUUACAAUUUAAAUUGAAUGGUCAUACAAAUAUAACAAAUAUGGAAUUAAUUUCAAAUGAUACAUUAGUUUAUUUAUCAAAUGGUUCAUUGUUUUUUAUUUGUUUAAAACAAUUAAUAUUAAAAAAGAAAUUAAUAUAUAAAUAUUAUUAUUCAUUCCCAAAUAAUAUAUUGUAUUUUAAUGUUAAUAGAGAUGAAUUUGAUUUAAAUCAACAAACAUUAUCAUUAUUUAGUUUAAAUGGUUAUUUACAUCUUUAUUCAUUUUUAGAUAAUAGUGAUUUUAAUUAUAAUAAUAAUAAUCAAGAUGAACUAUCUACCUCUGAUAUAUCAAGUAUUAAAAGUGAAGAAGAUGAAGAUUUUAUUAAAUCUUCUCUAGAUCAAAUUAAACAACAACAAAAAAAACAAAAUUUUUCAAAUAUAAAAAAUAAUAAAUCUUUAUUAUUUACUCAUCAUUUAAAAGAUAUGCAACAAUUACAUAGAAAAUUAGAUUUAAAAAUUAAAGAUCUAGAUAUAAAAAUUAAAGAUGUAAAUAAAAAGAUAGCAACAUUAUCAAGAUUACAACAAAAACAAAAACAAUUAAAUAAUUUAUUUCCUUGUAAAAUACAAUCACUGAUUUCACCAUUAAUUAAUAUAAAUAAUAAUAAUAAUAAUAAUUCACCAUCAUUAAUACUUAGAAUUGGAAUAAUGAAUAAAUCAUUAAUGGAUUUAAAUAGUAGUUGGAAUUUAUUGAUUAGAUUUACUACACCAGAUUUCCCAUUCUAUACAAUUAAUACAAUAUCAUAUCCAAUUCAAACUUUAUCACCAAAUCAAACAUUAAAUUUAGAUUUACCAUUAGAAUAUAAAUCAUUUGAUAAAUUUAAAUUAGUAAUUAUACUAUCUUAUCAAGUUGAUUUAAUUAUUAAUAAUAAUAAUGAUGAUGAUGAUGAUGAUGAAAAUUAUAACAAUAAUAAUAAUAAAAAAAAAUCAAAAACUGGUGGUAUAAAUUUAUUAGUUUUAGAGAAAAUAAUUCAUUUAUUUGAUUUAUUAAAUAUAACUAAUAAUAGUAAUAAUAAUUGUGAUAACAUUAUUAUUAAUAGUUCAAUGAAUCAAUUAAAUCCUUCAAACUAUGGUUCAAUAAUAAAAAUAAUUGAUACAUUAAAAAAAUUAUCAAAUAUUAUCAUUGGUAAUAAUAUUAAUAAUAAUAAUAAUAAAAAUAAUAAUAAUAAAAAUAAUAAUAAUGAUAAUAAUAAUAAUACCAUAUAUAAACCAAUGGAACAAUUAAAUUUUGUUUUAUUAUCAUAUAAUUUAUUACCAAAUAUUAAUAAUGAUGAUAAUAGUUAUUCAAGUAGUAUUAGUAAUAAUAAUGAAAAAAUGGUUAAUAAUUUUUUUAAUAUCUUUUUUAGAAAAUUAAAUAUUUCAAUAAAAUCAAAUAAUAAUAAUAAUAAUAACUUUAAUAGUAAUAGUAAUAAAAAAGAGUAUAAUAUUGAAUUUCAAACACCAAAAAAAGAUAAAAUUAAUUUUAAACUUGAUUCAGUUGGAUCAAUGUAUAGAAUUUCAGUUUCAAGUAAUAAUCAAUUAAUGAAAUCUUUGAUUUUACAAUCAAUGUUUAUACAAUUUAGAGAAUCAGAAUUUUUAAUCGAUGAUCAAAAUAUAAUCAUAAAUCUAUCAGCAUUAAAAGAUAAAUAUAAGCAAUGGAAACAACAUCAAAGUUUUGAUCACUCACUUUCAAAGUUAAUAGAACAAAAUAAUUUAAAUCAAUUUGAAAAUAACAAUCUUCAAUUUUAUGAUCAAAUUUCAAAAAUUAUUCAACAAUUUGAUUCUUUUUUUAUAUUUUAA
This is a messenger RNA of Dictyostelium discoideum AX4, 3009 nucleotides long. RefSeq lists its product as hypothetical. Lineage: Eukaryota; Evosea; Eumycetozoa; Dictyosteliales; Dictyosteliaceae. The record is from RefSeq and is a predicted model, not a curated record. The transcript has 4 exons. The coding region runs from base 1 to 3009 and encodes 1002 amino acids.